AGUACUACUUGGCCCGCUGUGGUUGGACGAUCGAUUCCCCUCCGCCUCCCGCCGCCGCCGCCGAUUCACUCCUCCCCCGUUCCCUUCCAUCCGCCGCCGCCGCCGACGCUCAAGCACCGCCACCCAACGCAGGUCCACCGGGCGAGGCGCGCGCCGUCAGCGAUGGCGACCGCGGCGGGGGCGAGCGGGGCGGCGGCGCUGUGGCAGCCGCAGGAGGAGGGGCUGCGCGAGAUCUGCGCGGUCCUGGAGGCGCACAUCUCCCCCAACUCCGACCAGGCGCGCAUCUGGCAGCAGCUCCAGCACUACGCCCAGUUCCCCGACUUCAACAACUACCUCGUCUUCCUCCUCGCCCGCGGCCAGGGAAAAUCUUUUGAAGUACGGCAAGCUGCCGGUCUUCUAUUGAAAAAUAAUCUGCGAGCGGCUUUCGUUUCCAUGCCUCCAUCAUCUCAGCAAUACAUCAAAUCCGAGUUGUUGCCAUGUAUAGGGGCAACUAACAGGGCAAUUAGGUCCACAGUUGGAACUGUUAUCAGUGUACUCUUCCAAAUUGUUGGAGUCACUGGAUGGAUCGAGCUGUUUCAGGCUCUACAUCAAUGUUUGGACAGUAAUGAUCUGGAUCACAUGGAAGGUGCUAUGGAUGCUAUCUACAAGAUAUGUGAAGAUGUUCCUGAAGAGCUUGAUGUUGAUGUUCCUGGCUUGUCCGAACGACCAAUUAAUGUAUUCAUGCCACGGAUGCUGCAGUUUUUCCAGUCCCCCCAUGCAAGUCUUCGAAAACUAUCACUGGGCUGUAUCAACCAGUAUAUCGUGGUGAUGCCAUCGGCGUUGUAUAUGGCCAUGGAUCAGUACCUGCAGGGCUUAUUCGUCCUUGUGAAGGAUCCUUCAGCGGACGUCCGGAAACUGGUUUGCUCGGCCUGGGUCCAGCUCGUUGAAGUGCGGCCAUCAAUUUUGGAGCCACAUUUGAAAAAUGUUACUGAGUUGAUCCUGCAAGCUAACAAAGAUUCGGAUGAUGAAGUUGCUCUGGAGGCUUGUGAAUUCUGGUCAGCGUAUUGUGAUGUUAGCAUGCCCCCUGAAGGACUGCGGGAGUUCUUGCCACGCUUAAUACCAACUUUGGUGUCAAAUAUGGUCUACACUGACGAUGAUGAAUCACUCGCUGAUGCUGAGGAAGACGAAUCCUUUCCGGACAGGGACCAGGAUUUGAAGCCCCGUUUCCAUGCCUCUCGAUUGCAUGGAUCUGAAAAUGGAGAAGAGGAUGAUGAUGAUGAUGCUGUAAAUGCUUGGAACUUGCGGAAAUGUAGCGCUGCUGGGUUGGAUGUGCUUUCUAAUGUUUUUGGGGACGACAUUCUUCCGACUUUAAUGCCUUUGAUUCAGCAAAAUUUGGCUCGGACAGAUGAUGAGUCCUGGAAGGAGCGGGAAGCUGCUGUGUUAUCGAUUGGUGCUAUAGCAGAGGGAUGCAUCACUGGGUUAUAUCCCCACCUUCCACAGAUGGUUGCCUUCCUAAUCCCACUUCUCGAUGAUAAGUUUCCUCUUAUUCGGAGCAUUACUUGCUGGACCCUCUCCCGAUACAGCAAGUUCAUUGUUCAGAGCCUUGGCCAUCCAAAUGGUCGCGAACAAUUUGAUAAGAUCCUCAUGGGUUUGCUUAGAAGGAUAUUGGAUACUAACAAAAGAGUGCAGGAAGCUGCCUGUUCUGCAUUUGCAACGCUUGAAGAGGAGGCUGCAGAAGAACUAGUACCGCGACUGGAAGUCAUUUUGCAGCACCUUAUGUGUGCAUAUGGAAAAUACCAGAGGCGGAACCUUAGGAUACUCUAUGACGCUCUUGGUACCCUUGCUGAUGCUGUUGGAGCAGAGCUAAAUCAGGCAAAGUAUCUUGAUAUAUUUAUGCCACCAUUAAUCGCGAAGUGGCAGCAACUUCCCAACUCUGACAAGGAUCUAUUUCCGCUACUUGAAUGCUUUACAUCUAUCGCACAGGCACUGGGACCAGGAUUUUCUCAAUUUGCUGAGCCGGUGUUUGUGAGGUGCAUCAGUCUUAUGCAGGUUGAUCCUGCUGCAGCAGGUGCGUUGUAUGAUAAGGAAUUCAUUGUCUGUGCAUUGGACCUGUUGUCUGGACUUACAGAAGGACUUGGUGGCGGUAUUGAAAGUCUGGUUGCGCAAAGCAACUUGAGAGAUCUACUUCUGCAAUGCUGCGUGGAUGAGGCACCUGAUGUUCGACAAAGUGCUCUGGCCCUUCUUGGCGACAUUUCUAGGGUCUGCCCUAUACAUCUUCAGCCACGCCUCCAAGAAUUCCUUACUGCUGCAGCAAAGCAAUUGACUCCACAAUCUGUGAAGGAUGCUGUGUCAGUUGCUAACAAUGCUUGUUGGGCCAUUGGAGAAUUAGCAAUCAAGAUUGGCAAGGAAAUUUCACCUGUGGUGAUCAGUGUUGUUUCAUGCUUGGUUCCUAUUCUAACAACCCCAGAGAGCUUGAAUAAGUCACUCAUUGAAAAUAGUGCAAUCACUCUUGGGAGGCUUUCAUGGGUCUGUCCAGACAUUGUGGCCCCUCAUAUGGAGCAUUUCAUGCAAGCCUGGUGCAAUGCCUUGUGCAUGAUAAGAGAUGAUUUCGAGAAAGAGGACGCAUUCCAUGGUCUGUGCGCAAUGGUGGCAGCAAACCCAACAGGGGCUGUGAGCUCACUAGCCCACGUAUGCCAGGCCUGUGCAAGUUGGAAUGAGAUAAAAAGCGAAGGUUUGCACAAUGAAGUGUCCCAGAUUUUGAAUGGCUACAAGCAGAUGCUCGGAGCUGCCGGAUGGGAACAGUGCAUGUCGACACUGGAACCAGCAGUGGUGCAGAGAUUAGCGAGAUAUGGGGUCUGACGGCGCCGCGCACCGAUUCUCGCUAUACCACCACCAUCGGGGUCAAACCAUCAGAAAAGGAUUGAAGGGCAUGAGAUUGGGUCGGUCAGGUGUCCAGCGUGUAGCACAUUGUGUGGUUUCCUAUAUGAUGAUGCGAUUGGUUGAUUGAUUCUGCCUGGGUUGGUUGGUUGGCUGGUGUUGUAUACUGUCCUCUGGUUAUACAGGUCUGCUCAAAGUGUAGCGUGACUGAGUCGAGCGGUAAGAAUUGAAUUGCGAUGGGAGGAACUCUGUUUUUGUCGAGUCGGAGAAGGCGGUGCGGGUGCGCGCCUUGUAGGUUAUAGGAAGUUGAGGUCGGUCGGUCGAGUCAAAAUUUGUAUUGGCUGGUUGCAGUGGGGUCUUUUUUGGGUUUCGCUUGUCACAACACUGGCAACCCCAGCAGCAGCAUUGGAAGAGUUUUUUUUGUAGAAUGUAUUCUAUGUGAGAGAAAAAGAGAGAGAGAGAGCUUAGGUCUAGGGUUUGUUUUUGUAAUCCUUUAUUAAUAGGAAGGGCGUCCUUGUAUUGAUUCAUUCCCAACAAUAAAAAAAAAAGAGAUUGGAACAGCGUCAGAAUCUUUGUUUA
Messenger RNA from Triticum dicoccoides, 3435 nucleotides. Its product is annotated as transportin-1-like. The transcript is spliced from 29 exons. Gene Ontology annotation, molecular function: small GTPase binding. Gene Ontology annotation, biological process: protein import into nucleus. NCBI's taxonomy places the organism in Eukaryota, Viridiplantae, Streptophyta, Magnoliopsida, Poales, Poaceae. Bases 163 to 2838 code for a protein of 891 amino acids. The record is from RefSeq and is a predicted model, not a curated record.